AGAUCGUUCUUCCGAGAGGGAGGCGCCACGCAGAGGGAUCCGUGUCAAAGUUGGCCCACGGUGACGGCGAACGGCAGCGGGACUCGUACGUGACUACUGCGGACAGGUGGGACAGUAAAGCGAGAGGGGGGAGAAAAAAAAAAAAAAACAGCGGGGGUCAAUCCAUGAAUAUCAUCCCGAAGAGGAUUUAAUACGUCUUCUAUGCAGCUGAAAAGAGGCCCAGAUGCUCCAGGAUGGAUCAGGUACUUCCUAGCCAGAGCCCAGCUUCGGGCCUACUGGAACCAGACAGCGAGGAGUUCCAGCUCAGCGUGGACUUCUUCAGGAAACUGGGUUACUCCUCAGCAGAGGUGAAGGCUGCUCUGAGAAAGCUGGGGCUCUGCACAGACACCAACUCAGUGCUCGGAGAGCUGGUUAGAAGCAGGACCAGCGCAGCACCCGGCAUGUCCAGUUCUGACAGUGAUGAGAGGAGCACGGGCCAAAACGACCCUCUUCUGCCCCCCAGUUGGGCCCUAAGACCCAGGAUCACUCCACAACUGAAGGACCGAAAGAAUACAGACACAGAAUUGAGGCCUGUUGUUAUUGACGGCAGCAAUGUUGCCAUGAGUCAUGGCAGCAAGGAGGUGUUCUCCUGCCGAGGCAUCCAGCUGGCAGUGAAUUUUUUCCUGGACAGAGGUCACAAUACCAUUACUGUGUUUGUUCCCACUUGGCGCAAAGAGCAGCCCAGACCUGAUGCCCCCAUAACAGAUCAACACAUGCUGAUGGAGCUUGAAAAACGUAAAAUAGUCGUCUUCACUCCGUCACGUCGAGUUGGGGGUAAGCGAGUGGUUUGCUAUGACGACCGCUUUAUUGUCAAGUUGGCAUAUGAGUCGGAUGGAGUGAUCGUAUCUAACGACACCUACCGUGACCUUCAAGGCGAAAGACCUGAGUGGAAAAAAUGCAUCGAGGAGAGGCUGCUCAUGUACUCCUUUGUGAAUGACAAGUUCAUGCCCCCUGAUGACCCUCUGGGUCGCCAUGGCCCCAGUCUUGACAACUUCCUUAGGAAAAAGCCUCUGCCAACAGAGCAGAAGAGGCAGCUCUGUCCAUAUGACAAAAAGUGCACUUACGGCAUCAAAUGUAAGUUUUACCAUCCAGAGCGAGCCAACCAGUCCUACCUGUCCUUGGCUGAUGAACUGAGAGAGAGAGCCCAGAUUUCCACUGUAAAAGACGAGACAAAUGUCAGAUUAUCACCCAGACAGCUUCAGGCUGAUACUGGGCCUGCUCAUAAUGCCUGUUCCCAUCCUCAAGACUCAAACACAGAGCUCAUUAGAGACGGGCAAAGUUCUUCACAUCCCAGUCACAUUAGUGAAAAUAAAGUGUUGUACUGGGAGGAUACUAGAAACAGUUUGAAUCAUACGCCCUGCUCUGUAACAGGAGGCCAGUGUCAGAAAGACUGGCCUGGGCUGCACUCGGUGCACAGUCAUUACUAUGCCAACAUGUCUCAUGAGUACCUGGAUUCUGGUCUCGGCUCUUUUGAGAGCCAGUACUCUGAUAAUUCGCAUUGCCUCAGCAACUCCCAGGGGCUCAGUUACCAGCAGCAAAGUGCCCUCACUGCGCGCAGACACACCUCAGUGCAUUUAGGGAAAAAUAACACCAGCCACUCCUGUAGGUGCUGUUCCGGUGUGGUGCCCUCAACAGCUCCCCGACAACCUCAUGGAAACCUGGACUCUAAGAGUCAACCCAACUAUCCUCCUCACAUGUUCCCAGCAUGUGUGCCACACCAUCACAGCCUUCCCAGCCAUCUCCAUUAUAGAGGAGCACCCCAUUAUGAGCAAAAUUACUGGUCAGAUCCCUUUCAGGGGCUGCCCCAAGCCAGGACCUCAUGUAGUCUCCCCUCUUCGGCACAUUCCUCUAACUCCCACAACUCUUGCUGCUCUUCAGAAGGGCAUGAGUACGUUUCCUGGGGCCAACAGCAGCCGUCUUUCGCCGCGUUUGACCCACAAAGGUUGGAACUCCGCCAGAAACUGCAAGCCAUCUUCAACCCACACCAGGUGGAUACAGUCAUGGAAAUGUUCCCACAUCUGAUGGAUGCGGAGAAACUGGCUGCAAAGAUUCUCAACCUGAAGGCUCAGAGAGGGAUAUUCUGAUGAUUUUCUUCCCUUGCGAUCUCUUCAGUGAGAAAAAUACCAUGAUAAAUUGUGCUUACCCCAGUUAUGGCCCAAAUGUCAGUCAUAACAAACAGAUAAUUUCUUUAGAACCUUCUAUAGUGUCUGUAGUUGAAUGAUUUUAAAACAGGUUGCUUUGAUGUUUUGUUCUGUGUAGUGUGCCAUAAUGAAAGUGAAAUUUGCCUACCUAUUCAUGAACAGUUUAAAUAAUCUGUUCUGAAUUAUAUGCAUUUGUAUUGACACUGUAGUCAAAUGUAACCUUGGCAUCCAUGUUUUGGAUGAAAAGUGCCUCUAGACCAAAAACAGUAAUGACUGAGUUUCUAGAGUUUUGACUGUUGAUGCAUAUUGUAUCAAAUAUAAUCUAUUUUAAAUUUCUAUGCAAUAGGCGAUUGCUCUAUUAAGUAUAACUUAUUCUUUCACUGUUCCUAUAGUUUUACACAACAGCCUGCAGUUGGAUAUUAUCUCUCUGAGGUGUAGCCAGAGUGUAUUUCAAUAUAUUGUGGCUACCAAAUGCAUUCAUUUGCUGUCAAUCCAGCAAAGGAUCCUGACUCCGAAAUAGUAUUUACAGUUAAUUCUAAUCUAAUAAGGAAACUGAGAGAAUGACUCUGGCACUAGUGAAAGGAAUUUGCUGGUGUGUCAUCACCCGUUUCCUGUAAAUCAGUAUCAGUUUCAUUCAAAGAGCAAGUGUUGCUGUAACACCACGCAUAUCUGGGCUACUGUGUGAUCGAAAAAAGUUGUAAAGAAGACAAUCAAAGUAUGGGAUUUAGUUCUCAUUAACAUGCAGAAUUAAUCAAAUCACUUACUGUAAAUGCAUACUGUAAGAUAAACUUUAAUUGUAAUCAUGUAUAGUAAAAACCAUGUCACUGGA
Molecule: messenger RNA, 3009 nt
Organism: Xiphias gladius (swordfish)
Lineage: Eukaryota; Metazoa; Chordata; Actinopteri; Istiophoriformes; Xiphiidae
Gene: zc3h12aa
Product: ribonuclease ZC3H12A
Exons: 6
Coding region: 234-2123 (629 amino acids)
Biological process (GO): nuclear-transcribed mRNA catabolic process, RNase MRP-dependent; 3'-UTR-mediated mRNA destabilization
Cellular component (GO): cytoplasmic ribonucleoprotein granule; nucleus
Molecular function (GO): mRNA binding; metal ion binding; RNA endonuclease activity
Source: RefSeq, a predicted model, not a curated record